UAUUUUCAGUUGAUUUUCAUACUCUUGUUUCUAACAGUCAUGCAUUGCGCUAGAAUUGACUGUUGUCAAUCCAGAAACACCAUCUAUAAUAAUACUAAAGAAUUGUUCCCAAAACCACUUUUAAAUGUCAAAAGUCUUACAAAAUUGGUGCCUUAUGGACAAAAAUCUGGCGCUGUGAGAAUAGUUUGUAAUAAAAGUUUGCAGGAGAGAGUAUUAAACUUGUCGAAAAAGAAAAAAAAAAGGAAAACUUUUAAAACAACUGAUUCAAAUAAAAUUUAGUUUCUUUGCUCAUAAAAGUUUUUUUAUCCUUGGUAUUUAAAAAAUAAUCGUUAAAAACAAGUGCUGAAACAAACAAGAUCACCAGGUCCCUUCUCUCAAACGCAAUAUUGUAUAGUUUUCUGUUGAAUUGUGAAAAGGUUGUUAGUGUCUCACGUACUAAAUGUUUCCAAAGGGGAUGUCUCUAUCCUUAUAAUAGGUAUUGUUGGGUACAAGGAGCUUUUUGCGUAGAUGGCAUCCAUGGUUGGGACUUAAAAUGUUUGGGUUGGCAAAAAAGGGUUGGUAAGAGUGCACGGAGGAAUUUAAGCACGUUUUCUGCACUUGGAAUACUGUUUACUCCUUCAACUUCUUUACAAAACAAUAAAAUCAAUGCGGUGGAGUGCAUAAAAAUGAAAUCUAAAUCUAAAUCUAGCCAAUCUAAAAAUGAUUUUUACUUUACAGACCUGAAAUUUGAUAAAUAAAAUAUAAAAAAAUAAAUAAAUUAUUAAGAAUAUAAUAAAAUAAAAUGACUGUUUAAUCACUCGGCACUUUUUACCGAUUAAAUAUUAUGAGAAUAAUAAAAUUGCUUGCAGCCUUUCCUAGCUACAUGAAGAGAGAGGCGAUAUUAAACCUUCGGUGUUAAUAUUUUAAGUUGUAAGUAAUAUCUACUAGUUAUUUUACUUUCUUAACAUUUGGUCCUGGGAACGAAGUUGAUGUCUGAAACAACAGUCACUUCAUGUAGCUUAGGUGUAUAUAUAAUUGCUCCCUGACAUCAAACACUUCUCAGACUUUUUAUUGAACUGUUUCAUACCGUUUCACUACCAUGGUUGCUUAGCAACGAAGAAUGAUAUUAAAAUGGAAAAUGAUCACACGGAAAGGAAAGGAAUAAAAAAUAAACACAAAAAUAAAUAAAUAAAAUAACAAUCCUUGAUUCAAAUCAAAAUGGCGGUUGCUAUAUUAAAAUAUUCAUCUUGUUUUGAUCAUGUUUUGAUCAAUUUUGUUUCUGCAUAAUUUAAAUCAAAUUCCACAAACCACGUGUUGUUGUAAACACUUCGAUGUCGUUGAGUCACUGCAUAUAAGUUGUUUUCCUUUUCUCCUUGUUUAAACGCUGACUACAAGCUAAAAGUAAGCUUUGACCAAUAGAAUGUCUCUAAAUAAAUCAUAAAGGCGGCAUGUGUGAAGAUCAACCUCAACUUCAUAGCUUUUUGUUUUAGUUUGUUGUCCUUAUAAGGAGAUAAGGUGGGGUCUAGGCAGGAGGUGAUAGAAAGUUAAGCGUGGCAUUUGAUAAGCAAGUGAAUCACCUGACAUAUAAACUUUCUCCUAGUAGCCUCGUUUCGACUUCCAAUUGGUCCUUAAAAAAAGUCAGAAAAAUCUAGGAACGAGCUUGUUAGUAUUUUUCUUAUCAUGCUCUAACUGUAGCAUAAGAUCGUAGUGCAGCGAGAGAUAAAAAAAGUUGUUGUUGAAAUUUGGAAUUUAUUCAGAACGUCCGAAUUUUUUUCUGGGUAAAAAUCGGGCAAAUCAAUUUAUUAUUUUAAAAAUACAAGAUAAUUUGCAAACUUUCUUUUCUUUUAUAUGUUCUUCAUGACGAAUGCGUUUCUUGAUUUGGAAUGGUGUUCAGUCGGUGUUCAGUCAGUCAGCAAUGCAACUCAAACAACAAGCAAACAAUGCAGUCAGAACUUACAAGGAUCACAAGGAACAAUAAGCACACCGAAUUAUCCCGAAAAUUAUCCCGCAGAAAGUUCAUGCAUAUGGACAAUUACAGUACCAAAGAAGCAUUAUAUCGAACUCACAUUCGUUGAUUUUGACGUCGAACCGUACGAAGACUGUAAGACGGAUGUUUUGGAAGUUAAAGAUGGCGGAGAUAUCAACUCACCUAUGAUUGGAAUCAUGGUUAAUAACACAGAAUGGGUUCGUAUAAAAGGCGGUCAGUAUUGUAACAAACGACGUCCUCCUAAGGUAAUCACCUCAACAUUUAACAAACUUCGACUUUGGUUUCAAUCAGACAGUACGAUUGAGAUGAAAGGAUUCAAAGCUACCUUCGUAGCAUUGAAGGAGAAAGAAUGCGGUGGUGAAAUAAAUGCUGUGCAUGGAGAAAUUACGACCCCCCGGUUCCCCUUGCAUUAUCCACGCAAUCGAAAAUGCGAGUGGAAGAUCAAGGUUCCCAAGGGAAAAUAUGUUGCUCUUCGAUUUCUGUUUUUCGAAGUGGAAUCAACAUGCCAAAGUGGAGGCACGUGUAAAUGCAGGGACUCCGUGGUAAUUACUGAUGGACAUUCAAAUAAUGCAAAAACAAUUGGACAGUAUUGUUUUGAUGCCCCUCCACCAUUGGUGACUUCUGGUAACGAAGUAUCAGUUAAAUUUCAUUCCGACCUCUACGGAAGAUUGCAAGGUUUCCGAGCGAUUUUCACCCAAUCAUCCACUGAACGUUGUGGUGGAGAUUUCUUUAUAAAAAACGGAACAAUCGAGUCGCCAAACUUUAAUCCAGCGAGGCACUUAACAUACCCUGCGUUUAGUGAAUGCGUUUGGACGAUAACAACGGAUAAGAAUCAGUAUAUAUCCUUACAUAUCGCCUACAUGGAUGUUCUAAUGUCAAAGAGGGGCGACUGUGCUGAUGACUACAUUGAAAUCCGUGAUGGUCCUACAGAAACGUCGCCUCUUCUCGGACAUUACUGUAACAUGUUUUACCCCAAAGUGAUUAUAUCACGUGGUCAAGCCAUGUACAUUCGUUUCCAUAGUAACGCAGAAAUGGCUGGCAAGGGAUUCCAAAUUAUGUUCAAAACGCAUAAAAAGACAUGCUCCGAGUCGCUUGGUAUGGAAGAUGGGCGCAUUGACAGACUAAAUGUGUUAACAUCAUCAAACUUUAAAAUAGCUCACAAACCUCAUAUACUGGGCGCAGAUUUUGGGCGUUUAAAUGGUCCAUUCGCGUGGUGUAGCGCAGAAAGGAAAUCCAAGUUUCUUGGUGAAUACUUUGAAAUCACUUUUCCACAAGUAACAAAAGUCACACGUAUAGCUACACAGGGCUACACGAUGUAUGGAAAUACAUAUUACGUCACAAAGUACAAAGUAUUGUAUACAACUGGAAAGAAAUUAAAACAUUAUGCAAGCUAUGUAGAUACGGAAAGAAAAAACCCGUACACAUUAUUUGGUGGAAACAGAUUUUAUAACGUAACGAAGGAGAACAUACUCACUCCAUCGGUGGCGGUGAAAAAAAUUCGUAUUCAGCCAUUGGAUUACCAAUCAGGUCGGCGAAUACACGUGUGCAUGCGCGUGGAAGUUUACGGCUGUAAAGUGGAUACUGGAGACAGCGGUGAAACAUUGACGGAACCAGAAAAGACGAUUAACUACAGCACGUACAAGAAAACCACAAGUACAUGGGUAAUCUCACCGGAAGCUUCUUCAAGUCGUAAUACUUUAUACCUGUUUCAUGUUGUCGCAUUACAAGCAGACUGUGCUACUUCAAGACUGCGCAUAUCGUAUGAUGGUCACACUCAUACGGCAAAUGAAACGUUCUGUGAUUCAAAGAAGCCAGGCGUUUACGUCAUGCCAAUGUCUAGGCAAAUAUGGAUGAACUUUGAAAGUUUCAAACUUCCUGAAGAAAUUCAAGGUGUAAAAUUCACUUACACGAGAGAAGAUUUAGGGUUUGGUCGACUCAUAACAUCCCAACAUGGUGUGAUAAAUGGAGUACAUGAAAUAUUAUCUCGAGUAAACAAGACAAGCACCUGGUUGUUCAAGCUACCAAAAGGUAGUCGAAUAAAUUUGGAAUUUAAAAGGGUGCAUUUUCCCGAAAGAAAUCAAGGAUCCUACCUACUAGUCAAAGCUGGCUUGACAGCUUCGUCGCACAUUAUUCAAAAUUUAGCUGGUGUACAGUCGCCUUUCGCGUUUGUGUACUCAAAGAACGAACUUCGUAUUGAAUACCAUCCUGGCCACACGGAAACAUCAAAUAUGAAACGUCGUGGAGAAGGAUUCAACCUAAAAUAUUCAGUCUGGCAAGAAGGCGUUACACGUAAACAAAAUACACACUGACACCAUACCCAACAUCAUAUAUACUAGAAGAAAGGAGAAAACGCCGUAUCAAAAGACGACGUCGGUCGGUAAAAAGCGACAGCUAUGUUCAUACACAACAUUUCACGUUAUUACUAAUAUCUCUGUUGCUGUCAAGAACGCAUGGUUGAACAUGAAUGUAUGAGUAAAGAUCAUAAAAGUGGAGAACUGAAGAAGUUAUAUUCUUGAAUAACCAAGGAAAGUAAAUGGAAGGCUUGAAAGUAACGAAGAUUUACUUUUUUUAUCGGAUCCUACAAUACAAGACACGCAAAAAAAAACAAAAAAAAACUUAUAGACAAUUCGCAAAACUUGAGCCACCGUAAUCCCGGUUUCCAGCUCUUUGCCUCGCUUUUAUAAAAGAGGACGGCUAGCUGUAAGAGAACAAAUGGUUAGUAAGAAAACAGCUAGCAGUUGGAUUAUGGUAAAAAUUCCGUUUAGGGUAGUAAAUGUACGCUUAGUGUGGUAGAUAGAUAGAAAACAAGAACUUUUAAAUAUUUUAAUAAAUUAAAUAAAUUAUGCAGAAUAUUUAUAGAAGUUUAUAUGCGUAACGCCAUACUUGCGUUGUCACUGGCAACCAAAAAGCAUGAAGGUUAGUGAUCAAGCAAGUCUUUAGGAACUCCUUAAGUUCCAUUUGUUUUCUUUAUGCUUCUGCAGGGCAGCUUAUUUCCCUGGAUCAUAAUUAAGAUUACCUUUUAAAUUCUUAUAUAUUUUUCUCCUACGCUAGUUUUGUUAGAGGAAAACUUUUUAAUAACCAUGUUGAAAUGUGACCUACGCAUUUUUAGCUAGUAACCUUGUGGAAAUGAGACCUAAGCAUUCCUUGUUAGCGUUUCAGUUGUUCAUUUAUUGCUUCUGCCCCGCGACUGUACACUUAAAUUUUGCGUUUCACGCUGGCGACUUUGUUACCAGCUCUUAGUUUUUUGUUUAAUCUGAUUUCUCUCUAUUUUUAUUUUCAUUUUUUUGGACCAGGAAGGUAUGUAUAUAUGAAAUAGAAGUUUUUAUUUAAACUUGUACAUUUGCAAUUUUUUAAAUUCGACAGUGUAAAUUAUUUAAACUGGUAAAGAACAAAUAUACCAUAAAAAAUA
Messenger RNA from Hydractinia symbiolongicarpus, 5375 nucleotides. Its product is annotated as cubilin-like. The record is from RefSeq and is a predicted model, not a curated record. Lineage: Eukaryota; Metazoa; Cnidaria; Hydrozoa; Anthoathecata; Hydractiniidae. The transcript is spliced from 17 exons. Bases 1828 to 4275 code for a protein of 815 amino acids.